AUCAUCUACUUUAUUAUCUGGUCCACAGUCCAGAAAAGGAUUUGUACCAAACACCUGGUAAAGAAAAAAACAAGCUGAGAGAGAAAUCUCUGCCUGUACAACAACACCUGCUGCUCUCUUUUUACACCAGGGAAACCAGCUGACAAGAGAGGAGAGUGCAAGAGCGAGGAAGAGUUGAUUCAGUAGGUGAUUUUACUCUCUGUUGAGUAGACAACCACCUAUCAGCUGCUAAUUUCUAACACAACCUGCCAAGGUAGUGAAGAAGAAACAACAGUUUGAGUGAACGAGGCAGCACACCUUGAAGGAUUUGGAUUCGUUUUGAACCAAAAACAGAGGUCUGAUCCUUGGACUUUCCAUCUCUGUGAUGAUGGCUUGGCUUCGGCUGUGGACUACAGGGCUUACGGCCAUCAUGGCCUUGUCCGUCUCUCUUGGCAUCUCUGAAGACUCAGGCCUUCCUGUGGUGGAUGCCAAGAAGCAAGGACCCGCUGAGAUUGUUAGGAAGGAGAACUAUCCUGUCCUGUUCAGGCAGAAGAGAGAGUGGAUCUGGAAUUCAUACUAUGUGGAAGAGGAGAAACCUGGCACAGGCCCCGAAAGGAUAGGAAAGCUAAAGUCAAGUACGGACGCAGCGGUCAGGAGGUUUGAAAUAACAGGUGAUGGAGCAAACGACAUCUUCGUGGUGGAUGAAAAAGGAGACCUGUUUGUAACAAGAAGCCUAGACAGAGAAGAGAGGGCCCUAUACCACCUAAAAGCCAGGAUACUGGAUGGGAACGGCAGAGUGAUUGAGGACACUGGAGAAUUUGUCGUCCAGGUGACAGAUAUUAAUGACAAUGUCCCUGUUUUCUCCACGUUCAAUGGAUCCGUUAUGGAGAGGUCUCCAAUAGGAACUAGAGUAGUCGAGGUAAAGGCGACCGAUGCCGAUGACCCCACCACUCGUAAUGGCGAUUUGAGGUACUCCUUGAUCAAAGAAGGAGACCAUUCUAAGUUCACCAUCGACAGCCUCACAGGUGUGAUCAUCUGCAAUACAAAUACGCUGGAUCGGGAAACCAAGAGUCAUUAUAUGGUGGUGGUUCAGGCUCAGGACAUGGGAGGAAUAGCUACUGGCAGCACAGCCACCACCUCUGUCAAAAUCACCAUCUUAGACGCCAACGACAACUUUGCUUCUUUCACCCAAAAGAAAUUUGAUUUGGUAGUCCCAGAGGACCGCAAGUUGAAUGAGGUCAUUGGCACCCUGAAGUUGGACGACAAAGAUCAGAUCCAAAACAAAGAGCCCAUCUUCACCAUUUCUGAUGAAAAUGUUCUAAAAAUCUUUAGUCCUGGACUCAGCCGUGAAAAGGACGGCCAAAUUAUACUCAAGCAGGCUCUGGACUAUGAGACAAAGGACAGCUACACCUUUACCGUCAAGGUGGAAGAAAAUAUGCGAUAUACUGCUGACAACGCAGCCACUGCUAUCAAGACAGCUCAGGUGAACAUCAGGGUGUUGGACGUAGACGAGCCGCCACAGUUCUCCGAGCAGAGCUACAAUUUCACUGUGAGGGAAGAAUCAAUGAUGAACAACAUUGGGAGAAUCACAGCCAUAGAUCCUGACAGAGCCAAAAACGCCAUAAGGUAUUCCAUCUCAGACAAGAACUGUCCGAUUCAGAUCGACCCAAUCACAGGUCAGCUGUCCACCCUGAGGACUCUGGACAGAGAGGUGGUGGCCAAACACAUGUUUCAAGUUAAAGCGCAGGAGGAGCCAAGUGGUUUGGAGUCAUUUGUAAAAGUUAAUAUUAUAGUUGAGGACGUCAAUGACAACCCGCCUGAAUUGAUUGCGGAGGAUAUCCACUUAUGUGACAGUGACAAUACUGGGACGGUGGUUGGGAUUUUGAGAGCUGCAGACAAAGACGACCAGCCAGCUAAAUUCAGGUUCAGCCUGGCCAGUGAGAGCGCCAACUUCUCCAUCAGAGAUCAUGGCAACAACACAGCGGCUAUCGUGGUGGUGCAGGGGCCGUUCAGCAUGGAUGACCCCAGGGAUUACAGCGUGGAUGUAAGCAUCAGUGACAAUGGGAUUCCUGUCCUGACCAGCAGGACCACAGUAAAAAUCAAGGUGUGUCAGUGUGAUGGCCAGCGAAAUGAUUUGGUUUGCAAAGCUCUUGCACGGGGGAUGGGAGUCAGUGCUCAUGCCCUGAUCGCCAUUCUGCUCUGCAUACUGACCAUCCUGGUCAUCGUGAUCCUGUUUGUGAUGAGGAAACGCUACCAGAAGGAUUCUCUGGCUAAUAUGAAGAAUAGCGGGGAGAUCCACGAGCAGCUGGUCACAUAUGAUGAGGAGGGAGGAGGAGAGAUGGACACCAAUGGUUACGAUGUCUCCAUCCUCACAUCCGCUUGCAACGAUGGAUCUCUACUCCGCCACCCGGACCGCCACCCCCACCCCUCUCUCUAUGCCAUGGUCCAGAAACCCCCCCAACACACUCAACCCACCGCAUGUAAGGGUGACAUGGCUGCUAUGAUCGAGGUCAAGAAAGACGAGGCGGAUCACGACAGAGACGGCAUCCCCUAUGACACUCUGCACAUCUAUGGCUACGAGGGACCGGAGUCUUUAGCUGGCAGCCUCAGCUCUCUGAACAGUACCUCCACCGGCUCGAACUUGGAUUACGACUUCCUGAAUGACUGGGGUCCGAGAUUCAAGCCCCUGGCCGAGCUGUAUGGGGUGGAUGGGCCUGACUACUACCAUCAAUACUAACGGAGAUGGUGUUUGCUGAAAAGCCUACAUGAUGCCAACACACGUACACGUACAAACACACACACACACACACACACACACACACACACACACACACACACACACACAUACAUACAGUUCACCAGUGGUUAAAAACAGCCAUAUAAAUACACUCACACAUUGCCAAAAGCAUGCAGGAAAUAUAAACGUUUUCAAAGCAUCGACACCUGGCUUUCAUUCUGUCCAUUUUGUUUUUUGGACAAGGAGCUUCGAUCUAGUAGACAAAGUCUCCAAACACUUCUUUAGCUUCUGAAAACAGAAUGCAGGCACUCUGGUUUCCUGUGUAACGACAACUAACUUUUUUUGUUAAUGAAUGUUAUUCGUAAAUCCAUUAGUUUGUUGAGGAUCCUCCGAUGUGUUCAUGUAUAGUCAGUAAAUACGAUGUUCAACAAUCUCCAAGAAACUCCAUCACGUUGAAAAGGAGUUCUCUUUGUCACUCUCUUUCUUUCUUUUUUUGGUGAUGAUAAGGCACCCUUAUGCUUCCUCCAAGGAGAGAAUAUAUUUUAAACACCAGGACUUGAUGUCAUAGGAGGAUGUACAGUACAGACGAACUGCUUCAUAAAUGCUCAAAGAGAUUGAUUUUUGCUGUGAUGUUUGAGAUCAUAAUCCUUUUGUUUUACCUGAAAAAGAUCAUUCAGAUGAAACUCUAAGCGUGCUUCGCUACAGGCCGGAGCCAGAGUUCAUCUUGGAAAACUGAUGGGUUAAUCAGGUCCCUACUGGCCAGCAACAUUCCUCAGUUAUUAAAAUUAUUGAAGCUGUUUUGCAUUAGAUUAAUCUCUUAGCUUUUGUAUGCAGUGCCAUUUUGCAUCCCAUUUGAGUGUUACAAAGUAUGACAGGUUUAAAAUGAGUCCUGUGCAUAUACAUCUACAAGUAUAUAUGUCUCUAUAUAGGUGAAUAAACUCAUUUAAAGUUUACAUUUACCACAAUAAAAUGACAUCAUCCUGGCUAAUAUUGAAAGACAUUCAAGGUAUCAUCUGGAUAUGAGCAUAUUUCAAUAUGU
This is a messenger RNA of Scomber japonicus (chub mackerel), 3755 nucleotides long. RefSeq names its product cadherin 5 (gene cdh5). Gene Ontology annotation, molecular function: calcium ion binding; cadherin binding. Gene Ontology annotation, cellular component: adherens junction; plasma membrane; bicellular tight junction. Bases 365 to 2716 code for a protein of 783 amino acids. The transcript is spliced from 15 exons. Lineage: Eukaryota; Metazoa; Chordata; Actinopteri; Scombriformes; Scombridae. The record is from RefSeq and is a predicted model, not a curated record. Gene Ontology annotation, biological process: homophilic cell-cell adhesion; adherens junction organization; multicellular organism development.